ACUCAUAUAUACACACAUACACACACCACUCUGCAUCUGCUCAAAACCAAGUCUUUUGACAGAAUCUGUGGUGGUUCAGGCAGAACCUUGGAAGGAUCCCAUGCUCCCAUGAUCCCAUGAGCCGGUGUAAAACCCAUGCCUGAUCAAAAGAUCAGAUGAUCCUCUGUGGUGACUCCAAACAUUAGCCUUGUAGCUCCUCUGGUUUUCAUUGUGAAUUUCUUUUUUCAGGAGAAACCCCAAUGAAGCAAGAUAACUCCUAUAGCUGUGUGAUAGAUGAGGUUGAUUUGGCUAACAUGGCUAAUGUCAACGUGUUUGAAUGGGUGGUCCAAGGCGAUUUUUCUGCUCUGGAUUACCUGAGCAGGAAGAGUCCGACUCACCUAAGUUCUAGGGAUGAAAAUGGAGCACGACCGAUCCACUACGCUGCUGCUAGUGGACACGUGGACAUUAUUCGGCUUAUUGUAUCCAUGACAGGACCUGAGGAGCUGGAUGCUCAGGAUGCAGAAGGCCAAACUCCUCUACAUUUUGCUGUGCUGAAAAACCAGGAGUCAAGCUGUUCAGUGUUGCUAGACAUGGGCGCCAAUCCAAACACCCUAAACACAGCCAUGAUGGCACCGAUUCACUUGGCAAUCAGCAAAGAAUACAACAACCUAGUACAGGUUCUCCUGUCCUGCAGUCGGACCGACGUGAAUCUGGAAGGAGAUUUGGGAAACACGCCUGUGAUGCUUGCAUGCUCCUACAAUAACUGUGAAGCUCUUCAUACACUUUUUAAAUAUGGAGCAAAGCUGUGUCAUCAGAACAAGCUGGGGCAUUUCGCGAUACACACAGUGGCUUUUUCUGGAGCUAAAGAAGCAAUGGAGGUGAUCCUGCAAAAAGGAGAGGACCUGGGUAUUUCCACCCUCACACACAUUAAUUAUUUGGAUAAAUCUAAGAGCAGCCCGCUUCAUCUAGCUGUACGAGGUGGAAAUACAGAAGUGAUCAAACUUUGCAUCUCUAAAGGUGCAAAAGUGGACCAGCAACAAUGCGACAAGUCCACAGCGCUGCACUUCGCCUGCACACAGGGAGCGAUGGAAGCUGUUAAAGCGAUGCUUCUUCCUUAUGACAAAAGAAUUGAUGAAAUCAUUAACAUUAGAGAUGCAGCCAAUCAGGCGCCGUUACACAGAGCCACGUUAUUCGAUCAUGUGGAACUGGCUAAAUAUCUCGUCUCCAAGGGAGCGGACAUCAAUUGCGUCGACUGUAAGGGUUUUACCCCUUUACUCCUGGCUACAACAAGCAGCGCAUGGAAAACUGUUUCAUUCUUACUUUCUAAAGAUGCAGAUUUUAGAAUUAAAGACAAAACUGGGCGGAACUUCCUCCAUCUUGCCAUCUUCCAACCGAAAGGACUGAAAAAUCUUCCUGAACAUAUCCUACAGAAUAAAGAAGUGUGGGAGCUGAUGAGCGAUGAGGACUUUGAAGGCUGCACUCCUCUACACUACGCCUGCAAACUCGGCAUCCACGACUCUGUUAAAAACAUGCUGGGGUUUGAAAUCUCCUUGGGACGCAAGUCGAAGGAGAAAAAAUCUGCGCUUCAUUUUGCUGCAGAAUACGGACGAAUAAACACGUGUCUCAGGCUUUUGGAGACGAUCAGAGACUCGCGUUUGCUAAACGAAGGAGAUGAGAAUGGACUGACGCCGCUCCACCUGGCCUCUAGAGGGGGCCACAUUAAGGUGGUGGAUCUUCUGCUCAGGAGGGGAGCACUGUUCCAGAGCGAUUAUAAAGGCUGGUCGUGUUUACAUCACGCUGCAGCUGAAGGAUACACGCAAACCAUGAACGUCCUUCUGGCAGCCAACGUCAAACUGCUGGAUAACACGGAUGAAGACGGGAACACAGCUCUGCACCUCGCCGCACGUGAAGGUCACGUCGCAGCUGUAAAGCUCUUGCUGAACCUAGGAGCUGAAAUCCUGCUCAAUAAUAAUCACGCCUCAUUCUUCCAUGAAGCUGUGCGCAGUGGGAAGAAAGAUGUCACUAACGCCGCUAUUGACAAUGAGAGGUUACCAGAAAUAAUACCUAAGUUUAAAAUGGGCUACACUAACUGCCCUGUGCUGGAUUUAAUCGAGAUUCUACCUGAAUCUACAAAGCAUCUUCUGGAUCUGUGUAUGACUGAAUCUGAGCAUGACCCAAACAGCACUGACUAUCAUAUCACAUACAAUUUCCGGUGGCUUCAGGCUCCACUGAAUAUACAGAAAACACAAACGGACAAAGCUGUAUAUGUUCAGCCUCUAGCAGCUCUUAAUGCGAUGGUGCAGUACAACCGGCUUGAGCUGCUCACACACCCUGUGUGUCAGAAAUAUUUAGAGAUGAAAUGGAAAGCGUACGGAAGUAAAGCUCAUUUACUCAACCUUGCCGUGUAUCUCUUAGGCCUUUUACCCCUCACAUAUCUUGUCAUGAACUUGAAACCUACACAAAUUAGCACAACAAAUGGCACAACCUUCAUCAUGGAGAACAUGUCCUUCCACAAUCAAAGCUAUAUAAUUUCAGUGUCCAUGCUGAUGGUCCUCGUCAUGAACAUUUAUGCCAUUUGCAAAGAGGUGAUACAAAUGGCACAACAGCGAAUGAGUUACUUUUUGGACAGCUCAAACAUAUCGGAUUGGGCGACAGCCAUUUCCUCUAUUGCCUUUGUUACUCCAAUGUUCUUCAAUGUGGAAGGGACUCUGCCGUGGCAGGCUGGAGCUUUGGCGAUUUUAUUUGCUUGGAUCAACUUCCUUCUAUACUUCCAGAGGUUUGAGCGCUUUGGUAUUUAUGUUAUAAUGUUUGGAGAAAUCACAAAGACACUUGUGAGUGUCCUCGUCCUUUUCAUCUUCCUGUUGCUGGCCUUUGGAUUGUCCUUCCAUGCACUGAUGCUUCAUCAGGGCGAGUUCAACUCGAUUGGCUUAUCGUUGGCUCAGACGUUUGUAAUGACAGUUGGAGAGUUGAAUUAUGAGACUUCAUUUCAGGAAGCAUACCUUCAGGGACUUCUGCCUUUUCCUGCAGUCACCUACUACGUUUUUGUGUUCUUCAUUCUCCUCAUGCCAAUUCUUUUCAUGAACUUGAUGAUUGGUUUGGCUGUUGGGGACAUCGCUGAGGUUCAAAGGAAUGCAGCACUGAAGAGGAUCGCAAUGCAGAUUGAACUUCAUACCAAUCUGGAAGAGAAACUGCCAUAUUGGUUUAUGAACAGAGUGGACAAAGGUAGUGUCACUAUCUACCCAAACAGGAAGUGUGCCAAGUUUCAGGGAAUGUUGGAGCAAUUCAUUGGGAUGAAUAGUCCAGAAGGUGAACUGCGCACUCGCUUAGACACUCAGGUGGCAUACUCAAAUCCAUUAGAGAUAGAACUGAUGAAGCAGAAAGCCAGACUGAAGCAGAUUUCCUCAUCGCUGGAGAAACAAGACAUGUUGUUGAAACUCAUCGUACAGAAAAUGGAGAUCACGACAGAGGCAGAUGACAACGAUGGACCAGACGAUUUCCGCUCCAUCACCACAGCGAAAUUACAUACAUCUCGCUGGGUUCCUUUGAUGCAAGCUCUUGGGGUCAGGAAGUCACAGUCGACAUGCUGAUGGCGGUGAAGAGCUCCUUGAAAUGUCAGAUGUGUCUAACACUAAAUGUCUACUGGUAGAAAUUUACAGUAAGGACUUUAGAUUAAAAAGGCAGUAAUUAACUAUAAAAUAUUCUUUUCAUACGUUGUAGGAUUUAGGAUCAGGAAAUCUAUUUAGAAUUGAAUAUUAAAUCAUUGAGCAGUCUCUAAAAUGACAUUUCAGAAAGAAAUAUUUAGUAGUCUUUUGGCUUUUCACUUAAAUCUGAACAAAAAAGGAUGUAUUUUUAAGUAGAAACGAAGAUAAGUUGAAUGAUAGAAAUUGAUAGAGAAAACAUUAAUUAACAACAUUAACACUUAGUUCAUAUCAAAAUUUUAUUUGUCACAUACACAAUCAUACACAGUGAUGUGUAGCGAAAUGCUUUUCAUGACUGUCCUUGAUCUAAAAAUAUAAAAGUAACAAAUUACACUAAACAGAGCAUAAAAAAUAAAAUAAAGGAAUACAAAAUAAAGCACAGGUUAGGUACAAAUUAAGAAGAAAUACAUACAUAAAAAAUAGAGGCAGUAAAUGAAUAUGGUACAAGUUCAAGUUCAACUUUAUUUGUAUAGCACAUUUACAAACAGCCACAUGGCUGACCAAAGUGCUUCACAGUGCGUUUGACAUACACACACAUACACUUAAUAAUACACACAUGCACAAAGUAGUUCAAGAAACUAAAAUAAGAAUUCUUAAAACAAAUAUAUGUAUAUAUGUAAAAAAAAAAAUAUAUAUAUAUAUAUAUAUAUAUAUAUAUAUAUAUAUAUAUCAAUAAAUAAUAAAUAAAAUAACCAGUGUAAAAGAAGGUGAGAUAAAUAAAACCAUAAACCAGAUAUAAACAGACAUAAACCCCUGGGCAAAUCAUGAAAAGGAUAGAGAAAAUAAGUGAGUCUUUAGCAUGGACUUAAAACUAGAUAUGGUGGGUGCCGUCCUAAUCUCUAGUGGCAGGGAGUUCCAUAGUCUAGGACCGGCCACAGAAAAAGCACGCUCUCCUCUACACGAGGAACCACCAACAUGGCCUGGUACAGUGAUGCAUGUGAAUAUAAGCAUAAUAUCAUAUAUAAUAUAUUGUUAAAGUGCAAAAGUGAGGAAGUGGGGGUUGUGGCAGUCCUGAAAAGUCCAGAAAGGGUCCAAGCUCAAAGUGUUCUCCUGGUUGAGGGCCAGAUUGUCUGUCGGAAGAAUCUCAGAAGAAGGAAGAAGGUGCGAAAAGGGUCCAUUGUUGGAAUGGGGUUAGUAGAUGAGGAUGUGGUAGACUAGUGGUUAAGGUGCUGGGCUAUUGAUCAGAAGGUUGUGAGGUUGAAUACCAGGUCCACCCUGCUGCUGCUGGACCCAUGAGCAAGGCUUGGGUACUCUGAAUAAAGCCUGCUGUAAAUGUAAAUUACAGCACUUAUGAAUCUACAGUAAGAAAUAGUUUGCCUCAUUAUGUGCCAAUUCACAUAGGGUUAUUGCAACAGGUGUCCGAUUUGACAAUUGGAACAUAACAUGGUCACACUUUCAACAUAAAUUUUUAUACUUUUUAAGAAUCAAUAAAUAUACUAGUUUAACCGCAACCUGUAUUUUCAAGCACGUGUCUAACAGGACAUUCAGCCAAAAUGAUCUACAGAUUUUUACACAGUACUGUACUCAUUUUAUUACUUUUUUCACCUAUACAAUUAGAUGUUUCUAAAGAUAUUUGGUUCAUAAAUCAUUUGGUUCUAGAUAUACAGUAUACACCAAAAGUAUAUUACAUAACAAAAAAUUGUCUGAAUAAUGAUUUCUUUUCAGUGUAAACAUCUUUAGUCAGCUUUAGUUAUGAUAUAAUGAUCCUACUGUAUGCAAAUACACUAUAUAGCUUGCUUGCAUUUAUGGAAUGCUUUAUGGUGAUACUCAGGAACAGGAAGUCUGAACUUGUUCAAAAACAGUGACACAUGAAAUCUAGAGAAAGGAAUGAUAAAUUAUAACCAUCAAUUACACUAUUAGAACAUAGCAUUUAAUAGUGACUGAGUACUUCUUUAACUGAUCAUUUUAAUAUUUAUAGAUCUGGUCUAUAUCUGUUUUUUUUUUCUUUCUGUAUCAUAUUUAAACCGUGUAUCAUAAGGUUGCAUAAGUUGUUUGAAUAAAUAUGACACGGCACUUUUGUCUUAUGUACUUUUAAUUAGAAUCUAUAUAUAAUUACUCUAUGAUGCAGAUUUCAUUUUCGGACUGUAUAACGGGUGUUAUCGAUAGCCAGUAAUAAUUCUCACCAGCUCACUUGUUACUAAUAAUAACAAGAAUAACAAGCAACAGAUUGGAUUCUACUGUUUUCCAUUCAUACAUACAUCAAUUUUCUGUUGCACU
Molecule: messenger RNA, 5894 nt
Organism: Tachysurus vachellii
Lineage: Eukaryota; Metazoa; Chordata; Actinopteri; Siluriformes; Bagridae
Gene: trpa1b
Product: transient receptor potential cation channel, subfamily A, member 1b
Exons: 29
Coding region: 240-3566 (1108 amino acids)
Biological process (GO): transmembrane transport; monoatomic ion transport
Cellular component (GO): membrane
Molecular function (GO): monoatomic ion channel activity; protein binding
Source: RefSeq, a predicted model, not a curated record